Messenger RNA from Bursaphelenchus xylophilus (pine wood nematode), 847 nucleotides. The record is from the annotation of a GenBank genome assembly. Lineage: Eukaryota; Metazoa; Nematoda; Chromadorea; Rhabditida; Aphelenchoididae.
AUGGGACAAAAUAUCUCGAACGUCUUCCACUGCAUGUACUUUGAGGUGUACAGAGCAGACGAUGGAAUUCGUGUGAGAGUCAAAAACUAUAUCAGGAGUGCAACCCCGAUGUCGAUGGAAAAAGUAACAUCUUUAUACCCGAGAUUUGAUGAAUCCAUCGAGAGUCGUCUAAUAGCGCCCGUAAGAUUGGUUUGGGUAAAUACUAUGGAAAAUUUAGACUGGUCUUGCCCUCCCUGCGCCGCUUCAGACCGUUUUCGACGUGACAAGGUCUGAAAAUCGCCUUCGGGAAUACGGAGCUGCUAUUAUCCAAGUGUUGGGAACAGAUGUGUUUUCUUCAUUGUCGACCUAUCUGCAGCAAGCAAAGACCUUGAUUCCGGUGGAUUUUGAUCAACUAUGCGUCCAAAUACAUGAAAGAUGUCGCCCUCUUGCUCUUCCUGGACCUACUUUGCAAGAUCCAAACAAUAUUGUUCUGAACGAGUUCACAAAUCGGAUCACCCUAGAAGCGCAAGCACUUCAAGUGAGUCAUAAACAGUGAUUUGACAGUAUCUUUUAGUUUUUCCUUAACGGCGAGUUCCCUACAGAUGAAUUUGCGCUCGAACAGGCGGUGGUCGACCAUGAAGGCGACGAGGAAGUUCAACUUGAGCAAGAAGGACAAAACAAUACUUUUGUCGAUUCAACCACCGCACAAGAGGAGUUCCGUCCGCCCACAACAGAGGCUCGUGAAGUCAGAUUGGAGGAUCUUCCGUCGACCAGCAGAAGCCGCGCCGCGUCUUCAGUUGGUACCCAAUCGAGUUAUGGUCGUUCCUAUCGCCCCCGUCGUAUUUUUGAUCCAUCUGAUACUCAAUGA